ACCCUUUUGAUCUCGAGGCGCAGGCCAAGAUCGAAGAAGACAUAAGGCAACAAAACAUUGAAGAAAAUAUGACAAUAGCAAUGGAAGAGGCCCCCGAGAGCUUUGGCCAGGUGGUGAUGCUGUAUAUUAACUGCAAAGUCAACGGCCAUCCAGUGAAAGCCUUCGUUGACUCAGGUGCCCAGAUGACCAUCAUGAGCCAAGCUUGUGCUGAAAGGUGCAACAUAAUGAGGCUGGUAGAUCGGCGGUGGGCUGGCAUUGCUAAAGGUGUAGGGACGCAGAAAAUAAUUGGCAGAGUGCACUUAGCUCAGGUCCAGAUUGAAGGGGAUUUCCUGGCGUGCUCCUUCUCAAUCCUUGAAGAGCAGCCCAUGGACAUGCUUCUAGGACUGGAUAUGCUUAAGAGGCAUCAGUGUUCAAUUGAUCUCAAGAAGAAUGUACUAGUGAUCGGCACGACUGGCUCGCAGACCACCUUCCUCCCGGAGGAACGUCAGAAGCCUUGAUGCAUGUAGUGUGUGUUUACUGCAGCUGGAGUGGGCCACAGACCAGAGAAUAGUGACAAAGAAACUACCUCACUGGAAAUGCCCUCAUUACCAGCUUCUGAUGGGUUUCAAAAUCCAGUCCAGUCUUCAGGACUAAAUUCCAAGAUCUGUAAUCCCACAAAUCAAUUACUUGAUCGUUCUGUCUCUGCCCCUGCUUCAAUUUGCUCAUCCAAAUCUAGUCUCGCAGAGCCCAUUGAUCCUAGAGCCGUCAAGUCUUUUGAGUCUUCAACUGAAUGCCAGAUAUCCCCAGAAAAAGAGCAUCCUCUCUUAUUACAGCAUCCUUCCAAUAACGCUUCCUUGGCAAAUAACGACCCUUCUCCCCAGACGGGGGAGGAAACCUGUUGCAAUCCAGCUUGCCUUUCACAGAAGACACUCAAAGAAACAUUUAUUGCUGACAGUCUAAAGGAAUGUAACGCUAAAGAACAAGACUGUGGUCAGGAACAUCCUUUGGAAGUGAGAAAAGAAAAUAGUUUGGCUGACACUGCUGCUAAGCACGGGCAAAAUAAAGGUGAAUGUCUGUCUUCAGAACGGGCGGAACAGGAGCAAGAGCGUGAGCUUCCUGUAGACCAUCAGAUGUGCAGAGAACCAGAGAAGGAUCAUCUGGAGAAGCAAACAGAGACAACUGACCCAGAACCUCCUUGCCGUGGUGGGGUGGAGAAACCCGUUGUGGAAGAAGCCAGCCAACCAGAAAAUCCUCCUACAGAAACAAGCAGAGAUGGACUGGAGAACACGGGUCUUUGCUCUGUAAAAGGGAGUAUCCGAAUGUCAGCCUCCUGUAGCUACACGCAUACGGAAGCCUUCAUGGAAAUAGAUGUCGCUGAGCAGUCUGUAGAUGAAGCGCACAGCUCAGCAAGUGAGCUACAGCAACAGGCUGAGGACAGAAGUGUGUCUGACCUGAACUCAGACGCCUUUUCCAUGGAGGUGGAGUCGCUGAAGUCUGCAUCCUCCUUGAGUGAUCCGCUGUCCACCGGUGAUGUCCUGCAGUCUAAAAGCACUAGUGAAAUUCCUACAAAGUAUAAUCAAUUGUCUGAUUUGGCAGCUGAAGACAGCUUUUCUCCCUCCAGCUUCCAUCAGCUGGAUAUGGAUCCAGGAAGGCCUGCAGAAGACCCAUGCUUCUCUCUAGCAUCAGCCUUGAAAGAGCUGCACAAACUCUUGAUUAUCAGUCGGAAAGGAGAAGGAGCACCUGGGGAAAGCAGCAGUUCUGCUCCUGAGGGUCCGCAGCCUUUGGGUGGGCCUGAGGAACCACUACUGAGCCCACCAGCUGGCUGUGCUGGACUGACCUCGGGUGUUUCUCCACCGCCUGCUUUCCCCGUGGCUGAUGUUGAUCGGAUCCUCGGCGCAGGUUUUACCGCGCAGGAAGCUCUUGAGGCUUUGGAACAAGCAGAUGGAAAUGCAGAUCUGGCUCUUCUCAUUUUGCUAGCCAAGAGUAUUGUUGUUCCUACGUAA
Opisthocomus hoazin is the source of this 1982-nucleotide messenger RNA. Lineage: Eukaryota; Metazoa; Chordata; Aves; Opisthocomiformes; Opisthocomidae. The record is from RefSeq and is a predicted model, not a curated record.